AUGGCACUCGUGCUGCUUGGCCUGGCCGCGCUGUGCGGGAGCGCCGAGCCCCGAGAGCCGACUAUUCAGUGUGGCUCUGAAAUUGGGCCAUCUCCAGAGUGGAUGGUUCAACACACUCUGACCCCAGGAGACUUGAGGGACCUCCAAGUGGAACCUGUUAAAACCAGUGUUGCAAUGGAGGAUUAUUCAAUUUUGAUGAACAUAAGCUGGAUACUUCGGGCAGAUGCCAGCAUCUGCAUGUUGAAGGCCACCAAGAUCUGCGUGACAGGCAAAAGCAACUUCCAGUCCUAUAGCUGUGUGAGGUGCAAUUACACAGAGGCCUUCCAGAGUCAGACCAGGCCCUCUGGUGGCAAAUGGACGUUUUCCUACGUAGGCUUUCCUGUGGAGCUGAACACACUCUAUUUCAUUGGGGCCCAUAAUAUCCCCAAUGCAAAUAUGAAUGAAGAUGGCCCUUCCUUGUCUGUGAAUUUCACCUCACCAGGCUGCCUAGACCACAUAAUGAGGUAUAAAAAAAAAUGCAUUGAUGCAGGAAGUCUGUGGGAUCCAAACAUCACUGCUUGUAAGAAGAACAAGACGUCAGUAGAAGUGAACUUCACAACCAGUUCCCUUGGAAAGAGAUACAUGGCUCUUAUCCAACGUAAUGGCGUAAUUGGGUUUUCUAAUGUGUUUUAUCUGCACCAGAACAAACUGACACGAACUUCUGUAGUGAUUCCAGUGAUGGAGGAAAGUGAAGGUGCUGUGGUUCAGGUGAUUCCAUAUUUCCCGACUUGUGGCAAUGACUGCAUCCGACGCAAAGGAACUGUUGUGCUUUGCCCACAAACAGGAGUCCCCUUCCCUCUGGACAACAACACACGUGUGCUAGGAGACUGGCUGCUUCUCCUUCUGCCAUCUCUGCUGGUGGCCGCAUGGGUGCUGGCGGUUGGGAUCUACCUAAUAUGGAAACAUGGAAGAAUCAAGAAGAUUUCCUUUUCUACUACUACUCUCCUGCCUCCCAUUAAGAUUCUUAUAGUUUACCCAUCUGAAAUAUGUUUCCAUCACACAGUUUGUUACUUCACUGAAUUUCUUCAAAACCACUGCAGAAGUGAGGUCAUCACUGAAAAGUGGCAGACAAAGAAAAUAGCUGAGAUGGGUCCAGUGCAGUGGCUUACCAUGCAGAUGCAAGCAGUGGAUAAAGUAGUCUUCCUUCUUUCCAAUGAUGUCAACAGCACGUGUGACAGUACUUGCGGCAAGAGGGAGGGAAGCCCCAAGGAGAACUCUCAAGAUCUGUUCCCCCUUGCCUUUAACCUUUUCUGCAGUGAUCUCAGAAGCCAGACUCAUUUGCACAAAUACAUGGUGGUCUACUUUAGAGAGGCUGAUACCACAGACAAUUAUAGUGCCCUCAACGUCUGCACCAAGUACCACCUCAUGAAGGACGCCACCGCUUUCUGCACAGAACUCCUCCAUGUCAAGCAGCACGUGUCAGUGGGAAAAAGACCACAAGCCUGCCACAAUGGCUGCUCCUCCUUGUAG
Cynocephalus volans (Philippine flying lemur) is the source of this 1509-nucleotide messenger RNA. It is a transcript of the gene IL17RB, whose product is annotated as interleukin 17 receptor B. Gene Ontology annotation, molecular function: interleukin-17 receptor activity. Lineage: Eukaryota; Metazoa; Chordata; Mammalia; Dermoptera; Cynocephalidae. The record is from RefSeq and is a predicted model, not a curated record. The transcript has 11 exons. The coding region runs from base 1 to 1509 and encodes 502 amino acids.